Hibiscus syriacus is the source of this 713-nucleotide messenger RNA. RefSeq names its product transcription factor MYB20-like. The record is from RefSeq and is a predicted model, not a curated record. The transcript has 4 exons. Lineage: Eukaryota; Viridiplantae; Streptophyta; Magnoliopsida; Malvales; Malvaceae. The coding region runs from base 62 to 688 and encodes 208 amino acids.
AGAGUUCGCCAUUUUUAACCACCUUUGUGACUGUCUUUUCCGCCUCUGAGUUCAUCGGAAAAUGGGACGGCAACCAUGUUGCGAUAAGGUUGGUUUAAAGCGCGGGCCGUGGACGAUCGAGGAAGAUCAUAAGUUGAUGAACUUUAUACUCAACCAAGGUAUACGUUGCUGGCGAACUGUCCCCCAGCUUGCAGGGUUGUUGCGAUGUGGUAAAAGUUGCAGAUUAAGAUGGAUUAAUUAUCUGAGACCAGACCUUAAGAGAGAGGCGUUUACCGAAUCCGAGGAGGAUCAGAUUAUUCAACUCCAUUCGUGUCUCGGGAAUAGGUGGUCGAAGAUCGCGUCGUAUUUUCCGGGCCGAACCGAUAACGAGAUCAAGAAUCAUUGGAAUACUAAGAUCAAGAAGAAGUUAAAGCUCCUAGGGUUAAACCCCGUGACACACAAGCCUAUCAAGAAAACCGAAGGGGAUUCGUCAAGUAAGCCGGACGAUGACGACCGACGGGGCGUGACCGGAGUUUCUCCGAGAAAGGACGAUGAGAAACCGGAGGAGAUCAAAUUGAAUUUCGAAGAAACGAAUGAUCUAUUCAACGACUACCAAAUGUUAUGUGAUAGCUUUGAUUUAGACUCAUGGUUGAACCAAGGGGUUGAUAGAGUGGAUUCAUUUCUCUCACGGGACAGCUUUAUUCAUUAGACUUCAAAUUUCCCUAAAAUCACAU